This is a messenger RNA of Hippocampus zosterae (dwarf seahorse), 3285 nucleotides long. RefSeq names its product aminoadipate-semialdehyde dehydrogenase (gene aasdh). NCBI's taxonomy places the organism in Eukaryota, Metazoa, Chordata, Actinopteri, Syngnathiformes, Syngnathidae. The record is from RefSeq and is a predicted model, not a curated record. Gene Ontology annotation, molecular function: protein binding. Gene Ontology annotation, biological process: amino acid activation for nonribosomal peptide biosynthetic process. The transcript has 12 exons. Bases 140 to 3244 code for a protein of 1034 amino acids.
GGAACGUCAUCAUCACGCGACAAUGUUAUGGCUGUGGCGGUGGACCCAAAAAAAACGAUCUCGAUUCACGAAACCGCGUUCGUUAUUGAACUAAUAUGAAAAUAUAUUUAAUAAGUUAUAACUUGUGAGGCGUGGUAGCAUGGAGUCUAGCGGAACGCUUCAGGGGCUCGUAGCCACCGCCGCCUCGGUUCACUCCCAGCGGGUGGCGGUGACUUUUGACGACGGGUCCUCGUCGAGCAGUCCGGUCUCACUGCUCUACAAGGACCUUGGAGAGCUUUCCAGUGAACUCUGCCGCCUUCUGCAGCAACACUGCGCGGACAAUAACGGAGUCAUAGGACUAUACUGUAGCGACGAUCUCUUCAUACCAGUGUGGAUCCUUGGGAUCCUGCAGACACCUGCUGCCUAUAUGCCACUAGAUCCAGGUGCUCCAGGACUUGUCUUCGCCCGGGUCAUGAUCAAUUGUCGCCUCAGGUUCUGUGCUGUGAAGAGCGACCUCCUCCAGAGGUUCCAGGCGGCCCUCACCCAGCAUAUGAGUGUGGAAGUAUGUGCGCUGUUGCAUAAGUUCAAACUCACACUGGUUCGGGUUGAGCCGCUGACGGACGGCAAGCAGGACGUGGCAAAAAUUGAAAAGCUGCCAUCCCUCCCCGAACGAGUAGAAGGUUUGGCGUACGUGCUGCACACAUCUGGAACGACAGGCCUUCCCAAGAUUGUACGGGUGCCGCACAACUGCAUACUUCCCAACAUCCUGCACCUGAGGCAUUUGUUUUCGGUGAGUUGUGGCGAUGUGGUCUUCCUGGCGUCGCCGCUGACCUUUGACCCGUCAGUGGUGGAUCUUUUUCUGGCCUUGUCGUCCGGGGCUCAGCUCCUCAUCGUUCCGGCCAUGCUCAAGAAAAUUCCCAAGCGGCUGUGCCAGCUUCUCUUCCGCCGUCACAAGACGACGCUCAUGCAGGUCACCCCCACGCUACUGUCUCGCUUCGGUCCGCGACUCCUCCGACAGGAAGUGCUGUCGCGCGGUUCGUCGUUGCGCGUGCUCGCCCUGGGCGGCGAGGCGUGCCCGCCGCUAUCCAUGCUGAAUGCCUGGCAUCACCAGGACAACGCCACGGCCGUGUUCAACGUUUACGGCGUCACCGAGGUAUCCUGCUGGGCCACCUGCUAUCAGAUCCUGCCCUCGGACCUCCGGCAGCCCGACGGCUCCGCCUCCUUCGCCGUGCCUCUUGGGAGCCCCCUGAUGGGCACCAGAGUGGAAGUGAGGGACCAAGAUGGCGGCGUGGUGACGGAAGGCGAAGGAGAGGUGUACAUAGGCGGCGAUGAGAGGGUGUGCCUUCUGGAUCACGAGGACUCGGCGGUGCCCGGGACCAUGAGGGCCACGGGUGACUGGGUGGAGGUGAGAGGUGGGCAGAUGUACUACCUCGGCCGAAAGGACAGAAGCAUCAAGCGCCACGGCAAACGCGUCAACCUGGACCACCUACAGCAAAUGCUGUCGAAUCUGCCUGAGGUGGAGUCCUGCGCCGUGUGUCUGCACGACGACUCCCGACUGCUCGCCUUUGUCGUCCUCGCCGCAUCCGCGGGUUCCGAAGAAGCCGGGUCACCCUUCCCUUCCGAGCUUAGCAGGAACCUCCAGAAGCAGCUGACUCCGCUGUUGCCCUCCUACGCCAUUCCGGACACGGUGGUGCACGUCCCGUCCUUACCUCUGACACCUCAUGCAAAAGUGGACAUGCGAGCAUUGGUGAAAAUAUACCAGAAGCAACGCACGGACGUCAGUCGGCCACGUAAAGACGUUGCUGAACUCAAAGAAACGCUGCAAACGUUAUGGCAGGAUGCCCUCGGUCUCGACGGGAACGCAAAGUUGGAUGAUGGCUCCCGUUUCCUGUUCGGGGGCGGAGACUCCCUGAAGGCGCUUCGACUCUGCGAGGACAUCCUGGCCGCCACCGGAGUCGGUUCGACUCGGAUUUUGGAGGCGGUCCUCAACGGAACUUUCGGCGAUGUCCUGCGCCUCGUCGUCGCGCCGGGAAAACGAGAGUGCAUCGCGGCGGAAGCAACUUCAGAGGAGGGCGAAAGGAGCUGUCCUUUAAAAGUGUUCAAAGGAGAGAGUGAGAUGACAGAGACGCGGACCGAGGACAGAAGUGUGUUGGCCCUCAACGAGCGCUGGUCUUCGGACACGGGUAGAUGCGUGGACGCCUCCCCGGCGCUUCUGGUCCGGGAAGGACAAGACAGCAUCCGAACCGUGGUGUUCAUCGGCUCGCACUCGCACAGGAUGCAGGCUCUGGAUCUGGACAGCGGGCACCUGCUGUGGGAGCGAGUCCUCGGGGGACGCGUGGAGGCGUCAGCCGGCGUGUCCCCAUGCGGACGCUACAUGGUCGUAGGUUGCUACGACGGCAACGUGUACGUGCUGAGCGCCGACUCGGGCGAGACGCGCUGGGUCUUUGAGACCGGCGACGCCGUGAAGAGCCGCCCCGCCGCAGACCACCUCACGGGCCGGAUGAUGGUGGGCUCGCACGAUGGUUUUGUGUAUGCCUUGGACCUCCAGGCUCAGCGCUGCAUUUGGAGUCGUCACUGUGGGGGUGGGGCCAUAUUCUCCUCGCCCUACCUUGACGCCGCGCGCCGCCAACUGUACGUGGCCACACUCGGCGGCAAGCUGCUGUGUCUGCACCCGGUACGUUUUCAAUCAACCUCAUUUUUAGAAUUGCAUCGGUCCAACGAUGUGACGAUUUGUGUUGUUUUGUGGCACCAGGACAGCGGCGAGGUUCUGUGGUCACACAGCAGGGACGUCCCCUUCUUCUCCUCACCAAAGUGCGGCGGUGACGGCAGCCGCGUGGCUAUCGGCUCAGUGGACAAAAAUAUCAUCUGCUUCAGCCACGACGGCACAAUGGUUUGGCAGUUCCGGACAGACGGCGCCGUCUUCUCGUCUCCGUGCAUCACCUCGGACCUCGCGAGGCUCCUGUGCGGCUCUCACGACGGCCGCCUGUACUGCUUGAAUGCCGCCGACGGCUCCUUGCUUUGGACGUUCCAGACGGCGGGCAAAGUGUUCGCCAGCCCCUGCGCGUUUGACAGCGGGAUGCGAGGGGAGCUGGUGGGCGUGGCCUCCACCGACGGCACCGUCUAUGUCCUGGACGCUCGCAACGGAUUGGUGUUGUGCUCGCGGACGCUUCCCGGGGAGCUUUUCUCUUCCCCGGUGGUGUGCCGGCGCUCGUUGGUGGUCGGGUGUCGGAAUGAUUUUGUGUAUUGUUUACAAAUAGACAUUUAGCCAUCAUUUGUGCAGUUUUUAAAAGUAUAUUUUGUAGUCUA